AUGUUUGCUGUUCCUGGGUGGUCUAUAUCUGCCGACAGCCUCAAAGCUGAAACGGCGAGCCCCAGCGACGGGGCUGCGCCUGGCAAGAAGCGCAAGAGAGCCGGCCGUCCUCGAGACGAGGCCGUCAAUGCAGAUAAUGUCACACAGCUCUACGAGUCCGUUGUGGAGGGAAAGAACCCCAAUGCGCCAAAGAAAGACAAGUCAACCAAACGUCAAAAGAAGAACGGUGCCACAGGGGAUGAUGCACAGCCGAAUGAUAAUGAAGGGGGGAAGGGGACUAAGCUGAAGCAGGAGCCGCAAGGUGACAGUAAGAAAGCAAAGGAUGCAAGAGAUCAGAAGAAGAAAAAGAAGAGCAAGCAUGAGAAUCAUGUCGCUGAAUGUGUGGAUAACGAUUCACCAGCUGCCGUCGAUGCUAAGGAGCAAAAGGCGGCUGCCAUCCCUACACAACUGCCGCCAGCACCACCCAAGCUCACGCCUCUGCAAGCAGCCAUGCGAGAGAAGCUUAUUUCUGCUCGUUUCCGACAUCUAAAUGAGACACUAUAUACCAAACCAUCGGAGGAGUCCUUCUCAUUGUUCCAGGAUUCCCCAGAAAUGUUCGACGAAUAUCACGAGGGCUUCCGUCGUCAAGUCAAGGUGUGGCCAGAAAACCCUGUUGACAGCUUUCUCAAAGACAUACGCAGUCGUGGCAAGAUCCGCCAACCAUUCAAGGGCAAGCCCGGUGCUCACCCAUCAUCGCUCGCCACCUCGCCUCUUCCUCGCACAGGAGGCACCUGCACCAUCGCGGACUUGGGCUGCGGCGACGCCGCCCUCGCGCAGUCCCUCGAGGCGGACAAGGGCAAGAUGCGCAUCGACGUCAAGAGCUACGACCUGCAGAGCCCCCACGCGCUCGUGACCAAGGCCGACAUCGCCAACCUGCCGCUCGAGGAGGGCUCCGUCAACGUCGCCAUCUUCUGCCUCGCCCUCAUGGGCACCAACUGGAUCGACUUCAUCGAGGAGGCAUUCCGCAUCCUCCACUGGAAGGGCGAGCUCUGGGUCGCCGAGAUCAAGAGCCGCUUCGGCCCCGUGCGGAACAAGCACGCGCCUGUGGAGCACAGCGUCGGCAACCGCAAGAAGGUCGGCAAGAAGGGCAAGGGCGGCGGCGGCGGUGCCGACGCGGCUGAUCCUAUGGACCUCGCCGUCGAGGUGGACGGCGCCGAGGACAACCGCAAGGCCACUGACGUGUCCGCCUUUGUCGACGCGCUUCAGAAGCGGGGCUUCGUCCUCAACGGUGAGCGCUCCGAGGCCGUCGACCUCUCCAACAAGAUGUUUGUCAAGAUGCGCUUCAUCAAGGGCGCGACGCCGACCAAAGGCCGCGCCGCCAAGGCGCCAGAGCCUGGCAGGGGGAAAAAGCCAUCGUUUGCGCCAAAGAUUGCGGACGAGGGGGAUAAAGGUAUCGAUGAAACGGCGAUCCUGAAACCUUGCGUGUACAAAAUUCGAUAG
Cordyceps fumosorosea ARSEF 2679 is the source of this 1479-nucleotide messenger RNA. Its product is annotated as Methyltransferase-related protein. Gene Ontology annotation, biological process: ribosomal large subunit biogenesis; rRNA methylation. The record is from RefSeq and is a predicted model, not a curated record. Gene Ontology annotation, molecular function: rRNA (adenine) methyltransferase activity. Gene Ontology annotation, cellular component: nucleolus. NCBI's taxonomy places the organism in Eukaryota, Fungi, Ascomycota, Sordariomycetes, Hypocreales, Cordycipitaceae. Bases 1 to 1479 code for a protein of 492 amino acids. The transcript has a single exon.